Molecule: messenger RNA, 621 nt
Organism: Drosophila bipectinata
Lineage: Eukaryota; Metazoa; Arthropoda; Insecta; Diptera; Drosophilidae
Source: RefSeq, a predicted model, not a curated record
AUGGCCCUCACAACAACAAUCGACAUUGACGCCACUCUCAGACGAUUCUGGGAGCUGGAAAGCAAUCAUCGCAAGGCAGAAGUUCAACCUGAGGACGAAGAGGUCGAGAAACACUGUCUCAACUCACACACUCGAGACGAUAAUGGCAAAUACAUCGUGGAGCUUCCUUUUAAAUCCUCAGAUCCCGAAUUCGCAGACACCCUUCAAGAAGCUUUGCAGCGGUUCAAAUCGGUUGAACGCCGUUUAGCACAAAAUCAUAAGCUACGUAAGGAUUACGUAAACUUCAUGAGGGACCAUAAAAGUCUAGGACACAUGCGAGAAAUCUCACUGAGCCACAUCAUCAUCGUCAUCAUCAUACCACAUCAUCCUGUAUUGGGUCGGAAACUCAGAGUAGUCUUCCACGGCUCUUACCGGGACGAAAAAGGCAAGGCGUUAAACAAAACACUCUCGAUCGGGCCUAGUAUUCAGCGAGACCUGUUUGCUGUGUGCCUGCGGUUCCGUAUGUACAAGUACGUAUUUUCAUCGGACAUAGCCAAAAUGUUCCGUCAAAUCUGGUUCGAGUACUGGCGCAACUGGCUGCUGACCACCAAAAGGAGUUUCCAACUGCAGCAAAAAUCUUGA